UCAGCUCCAGGGCUGCAGGUGGCCGAACACGUUGGCCAACUCGUCGCGCGACAGCCGACGACGGGCCUGAAGCGACAAUCAACAGGACAGCAACACGCCAUAGGCUGAUUGAAUCAUGCCCGUUGCCGUGCGUGUCCCUUACAGGUCCUUGGUUGACAGGAGGAGGGUUGCCACUUCUGUGGAUCAGACGAAAUGAUGGACGACUCACUGCAGGUGCCUGCAGAAGACAGAGCAAGAGGCACCAAUAGAUACACACAUGAAGAGUGCCGUGCUGCGGCCAUCUGCUGUGCGCACCUCGGCAUCAUCUUGAGUGGCGGGAUUGGGUGCGGCCGCCAGGAUCGGCUUGAGUGCAUCCACCACCCGCGACACGUCCUCAUGUGUGCGCGUGAGCUGCGACUGUGCUGUGGCGAUGUGGGAGCUGACGAGGGCACGCUGCACAUGAAGCUCCAGUGAGGUGGCCGACGGCGCCUGCGCGCAAAACAACAGCAGCAGUGUGCGAGAGCGAUGCAGCAGUGUGUGUGACAUGCCUGUCCAGAGAGGCUGGGAGGCUGCGCCUGCUCAAAGUGAGACCGCAACGCGCCAAGCUGCAAGGAAGACACAUACACACAGAGCCGAUGACUCUUGUCGCGCAGGAAGGCAGGCACACCGCUGUGUUGAGCUCCUGCAGGUGCCGGAGGCCCUCCUCGACUGCUCGCGUACCCUCCCUGACCUGACAGUCACACACGAGAAUGGAAGACAAUCAUCAGAAAGAAAUUUGUCUGUGGCGGUUGCUUGCCCACCUGAUGCACAUCCAU
Molecule: messenger RNA, 794 nt
Organism: Vitrella brassicaformis
Lineage: Eukaryota; Vitrellaceae
Source: the annotation of a GenBank genome assembly